UGGUGUCCAGCUCCGCACUGCGCUGCCCAGAGGCCCCGUCCUGACUGCCCACCAGCCCCGGGUCCCUGCAGCCGACACCCAGCAUGGACAUCGCUAUCCAGCACCCCUGGUUCAAGCGCACGCUGGGCCCCUUCUACCCCAGCCGGCUCUUCGACCAGUUUUUCGGGGAGGGCCUCUUCGAGUAUGACCUGCUGCCCUUCCUGUCCUCCACCAUCAGCCCCUACUACCGCCAGUCCCUCUUCCGCUCCGUGCUGGACUCCGGCGUCUCCGAGGUCCGAUCUGACCGGGACAAGUUCGUCAUCUUCCUGGACGUGAAGCACUUCUCUCCUGAGGACCUCACCGUGAAGGUGCAGGAGGACUUCGUGGAGAUCCAUGGCAAGCACAACGAGACGCAGGACGACCACGGCUACAUCUCCCGCGAGUUCCACCGCCGCUACCGUCUGCCUUCCAAUGUGGACCAGACGGCGCUCUCCUGCUCCCUGUCCGCGGACGGCAUGCUCACCUUCUCCGGCCCCAAGAUCCCGUCUGGCAUGGACGCCGGCCACAGCGAGCGAGCCAUCCCCGUGUCGCGGGAGGAGAAGCCCAGUUCUGCGCCCUCGUCCUAAGCUCGGCCUUGGCCUCGGCUGCCACCCACUGCUGCCCCCUUGACCCGUUGACCGGGGAGACCCCAGGAAGUGGGUCGUCUGUCUUCCUUUGUUUUCUUCUUUUUCAUUUCCUUUUCCUCUUCUCCGAGGGAACGAGGGUUUGUGAGAGUAGCCUGGAGAGCCUGGGGCCUUGGCCUGAGGUGCUUCGACCUCAGGGGGACCCGGAUCCCAACACAGGCCAGUUGGUGGAAGUGAUCGCCAUCCCAGCCUCUUUAGACCACAGCCCCGUCCUCCCGGGGGAUGCAGGCCGGUCUUGGCUCUACGGCGGGGUCAGAAGAAGAACAGCCCCUUGCUGAGCAUCUCUGGAUGAGCCCUGGGUCUCCAGGGCAGCCAGGUGCAUCCUGACCCUUGGCAGUGGGCGCCUGCA
Ceratotherium simum simum (southern white rhinoceros) is the source of this 1011-nucleotide messenger RNA. RefSeq names its product crystallin alpha A (gene CRYAA). Lineage: Eukaryota; Metazoa; Chordata; Mammalia; Perissodactyla; Rhinocerotidae. Gene Ontology annotation, biological process: protein refolding; negative regulation of apoptotic process; response to heat. Gene Ontology annotation, molecular function: structural constituent of eye lens. Gene Ontology annotation, cellular component: nucleus; cytoplasm. The record is from RefSeq and is a predicted model, not a curated record.